CAUUAAUACGAGGGCGAAACGAAAAGACAAGAGCAGUAGAGCACGGAGCACCCUCCGCUGCUCGGCUCCAGGAUACCAUUCCGCCCAUAAACUACUGCACGGCACCGGGGUGGUGGUAGGCCGCGGCAGCGGCGGCGACAGAAUAAAAGCAGCAGCAGAGGCGAGAGGCGAGAGGCACUCCACUACCCCAGUGUCCAAGUCUAACCCGAGCGAGCAAGCAAACCCCACGCAUUCAUUCUCUUCUCCCUUUCAACAGCCAAGGCAGGCAAGCUAGCCGAGCAAGAGGCGUGCACGGCGACAUCUCGGGCCACCCAACCCAAGCUUAUCAAACCUAGCUCCCUGGGCAAGGCUGCGGUGAACCUGCCGAGAGGGUAGCUGGCAGCUUGGCGUGAGAGGCUUGCUCGUGUAUAAGUCGCCGCCUCCGGUGAGCUAGCCCGGCCGGCCAUGUCGGUCUCCUCCACGCUGUCGUCCUUCCUGCUGUGCUGCUUCUACCCCUCCGGCGGCCACCGCCACGGCCACCGCGCCGGCGCCUACUACUACAGCAGCCACCCGACGAGCACCAACACCCUCUACUACAACGAGGGGGGCCCCUUCGCCGGCCGCAGGAUGGGCCGGAGCAGGCCGCUCUCCCUGCAGACCGUGGAGCUGAAGGUUCGGAUGUGCUGCUCCGGUUGCGAGCGCGUGGUGAAGCACGCGCUGACGAAGCUGCGUGGCGUGGACACGGUGGAGGUGGAGGUGGAGAUGGAGAAGGUGACGGUGACGGGGUACGUGGACCGGCACCGGGUGCUCAAGGAGGUGCGCCGCGCGGGGAAGAAGGCCGAGUUCUGGCCCAACCCGGACCUGCCGCUGCACUUCACGUCCGCCAAGGACUACUUCCACGACGAGGAGUCGUACCGCCGCACCUACAACUACUACCGCCACGGCUACAACGGCGACAAGCACGGCAACCUCCCGGAGCCCCAGCGCGGCGCCGACCCCGUCGCCAACAUGUUCAACGACGACGACGUCAACGCCUGCUCCAUCAUGUAAUCAAGACUCAAGGGAGAUGCCGUGGCGGCAAUGGCCAAUGGUACGGUGUGCCUCGUCGGCAAGAAUCAACGAUCGAUCCAGCGUGUGCGUGGAGACCGCAGCGACGAGCUGGGAGACCGGUCACUCGGUCAGUGUGAUCAUUGCGAUGUAUGCCGGCCCGGCGUGUCGUAGUAGUAGCAGGUCAAGUCGGAAAUCAGUGUAUUUGUGCUCAUCAGCUAGCUCAUGCAUGUAACAAAUGGAUGGAGAUGGGCGCAAGUUGCAAUAUGGAAUGAGUAGCGGUUCCCUUUACAGGUUA
Molecule: messenger RNA, 1324 nt
Organism: Setaria italica (foxtail millet)
Lineage: Eukaryota; Viridiplantae; Streptophyta; Magnoliopsida; Poales; Poaceae
Product: heavy metal-associated isoprenylated plant protein 30
Exons: 2
Coding region: 445-1029 (194 amino acids)
Molecular function (GO): metal ion binding
Source: RefSeq, a predicted model, not a curated record